UGAUUCAAAAACCUAUUAAAGUUGUCUGCUUUAGGUUUGUGAUUUCUUUAGAUUCUUGAUUUCCUGUGAAUUGAUCUGAGUGGUGUGUAUGGCAUAUGCGAACCAGAAUCAAGGUGUUUUUGUUCGGUAUCAUCAAUUGAUUGAUCCUCGCUCUCUGAACCAACCUGUUACCUUCGUCACCGGACCACCCAUCGCUCUCAAUUUCAUAAACCCUAGCAGUGGGACAGUAUUGGUUCCACCCAAUCCAACCCUAGUUCCUUCUUUUGGUUUCGCUUUGGACCCAGCUUUUCUGGUUCGAAUCGAGGAGGCAAGGUCACGAUCUCUGCUUCAGUUUAUGGCAGAUGAAGGACUUGUGCCUUCUCCAGAAGAGGAAAUUAGGAGGAAAAAUGCCAUUGAGAAGCUCAAACAGAUAGUGAUGGAAUGGAUUAAGAGUGUUGCUCACAAACGUCAGCUUCACCGACAACAUACUACAGAUGCUUCUGCCACUGUAUUAACAUAUGGAUCGUAUGGCCUUGGAGUUCAUAAUUCAGAGUCAGAUAUUGAUGCUUUAUGUGUUGGCCCUUGCUUCGCUACUUUGGCAGAGGAUUUUUUUGUUGUUCUGCACAGCAUGCUUACAAGCAGACCGGAAGUAUCUGAGGUCCACUGCGUCAAGGAUGCAAAAGUUCCUCUAAUGCGGUUUAAACUUGAUGGGAUCUCAAUUGAUCUUCCAUAUGCACAACUUAAAGUAAUGUCUGUUCCUGAGAAUGUGGACAUACUCAACCCUUUCUUUCUGAGCAACAUUGAUGAAACCAGCUGGAGAAGUUUGUCUGGAGUUCAUGCUAACAAAUGCAUUCUUCGGCUUCUCCCGAACAUGGAGGUAUUCAAAUCACUGCUGCGAUGUGUUAAAUUAUGGGCAAAAAGGCGAGGAGUGUAUGGUAAUUUACUUGGGUUUUUUGGAGGAGUCCAUUUAGCUAUUCUUGCGGCAUUCAUUUGUCAAAGGCACCCAAAUGUGAGCUUGAAUGGUUUGAUUUCAAAUUUCUUUAAGACGUAUGCCUUUUGGGAUUGGCGAACUCCGGUAAUUUUGCAAGAUGGGAUGGUGCCCACGACUAUAAGUGCCAGUGAAAUACGGUCCUUGAUGCCCAUUAGACUUCCAUGCAGACCACAUGAAUAUUGCCAUUCUAAUAUCACCAAGAGCACCUUCUACCGAAUCACGACAGAGUUUCACCAAGGGCAUGCUUUGACAAAGGAUCUCCUGAGACCAGAUUUUGGUUGGGCUUGCCUAUUUGAGCCUUUUCCGUAUACAAAAAAGUACACACGAUUUGUCAAAAUAUGCCUUGCAGCUUCUGAUCAAGAUGAGUUAGGAAAAUGGGUGGGUUGGGUUAAGUCACGGUUCCGCAGCCUUCUUGUUAAGGGCACCUUGGGAUGCGGCAAUGCGCUGGAGGAGCUUCAGAGUUUUUGUGACCCCAACCCUACAGAGUAUGUUGAUGUGAAUGUAACAGAGCCGAACAUCGUGUUUUACUGGGGCUUAGGCAGGAAUGGUUUCUUGGACUUAAGGUCUGUCAAGGAAUAUUUUGUUCAGAGCAUAAGGGCGGGCUAUCAAGGCCGUACUGGAACGAUGAAGCUUUCAGUUGUGCAAGCAUCCCAGCUACCCAAGAAUGCUCAGUUUGAUAAUUAAAGCAACAAUGGGUCAAAAGCCUGUUAUGGGAAGUUAAAUUGCAAGACAGUUCCAGCGUACUCAAACUAUCUGCCACCCAAUGUUGAGUGCUUGAUCACUAAUGCAAAUCCUGAGUACCCAAGUGCUGGGGGAUAGACAGAUAGACUCUUGUAACAGCCACUUUAUGUAUCGGGGUUGUUUUGUUUUGCGAUACUUGCUUUUGGGGUUCUGGUUUACAGAUUGUUUGGUGGUGUAGUUGACACAUGUUUUAUAGUUUUUUGGGGAAAUACAAAGAUUAUAGGAGCCGGGAGCUAGACGAUUGUGAGGAAAUAUUAAAGGGUUGUAAAUCUCACGUCAAUUUGUCAAAUGUAUACAUUCAAUAGAAAAUUUACUUGUUCAUUGGGGACGAAUGUUGUCUCUGUUUAUUCAA
Messenger RNA from Camellia sinensis, 2063 nucleotides. The record is from RefSeq and is a predicted model, not a curated record. Lineage: Eukaryota; Viridiplantae; Streptophyta; Magnoliopsida; Ericales; Theaceae.